Messenger RNA from Mobula hypostoma (lesser devil ray), 2069 nucleotides. RefSeq names its product tyrosine 3-monooxygenase/tryptophan 5-monooxygenase activation protein, theta polypeptide a (gene ywhaqa). Gene Ontology annotation, biological process: signal transduction; intracellular protein localization. The coding region runs from base 230 to 1069 and encodes 279 amino acids. The transcript has 6 exons. The record is from RefSeq and is a predicted model, not a curated record. Gene Ontology annotation, cellular component: cytoplasm. Lineage: Eukaryota; Metazoa; Chordata; Chondrichthyes; Myliobatiformes; Myliobatidae.
CAUUUGAGGAGAUACAAGGUUGAACCAGGUUUGUUUUCAGGGAAUCUGUUGCGAUAAUCGCUCUUCUCUUUCGGAAGGAGGCAAAAGUAAAGGGGAGUGGGGAACCAGUUUAUAAAGUAAUAGAAGGACUGCAUACCUUUUAGCUGAAAGGCGGAGUGAGCAGAAGUUCAGCCCUCGGUGUACCGAAGGCACAGCAACAGAACUCAAGGAGAGGCCGGCCAACAGAAGCAUGGAGAACGCAGAGCAGGACAAGCAAGAGAAACCAGCUGAGCAGACCAACAGCAACCCCGACAAUGCCAAGCAGGUUGAUCAGACCAACAGCAAUCCGGAGAAUGCCGAGCAGGUGCAAAGAGCCAAGAUGGCUGAGCAGGCCGAGAGAUACGAUGAUAUGGCCGCUGCUAUGAAAGCGGUGACCGAGCAGGGCUGCGGGCUCAGCAUUGAAGAGAGGAACCUGCUGUCGGUCGCCUACAAGAACGUGGUGGGCGCCCGCCGCUCGGCGUGGAGGGUUAUCUCCAGUAUAGAGCAGAAGAACGAGAAAGACGAGAAGAAGUUACAGCUGAUUAAAAGCUACCGGGAAAAAGUAGAAGAAGAGCUCCGUGAAAUUUGCGGCGACGUCUUGGGGUUGUUGGAUAAUUAUCUAAUUCCCAAUACCACCUGCUCAGAGAGCAAAGUCUUCUACCUGAAAAUGAAGGGUGAUUACUUUCGGUACCUCGCUGAAGUUGCUUCUGGAGAUGACCGACAACAAACGAUACAAAACUCGCAAUCGGCAUAUCAAGCAGCAUUUGAAAUCAGUAAGGAAGGUCUGCCAUCAACACAUCCAAUCCGUUUGGGUCUUGCUCUUAAUUUUUCUGUGUUUUACUAUGAAAUUCUCAACUGUCCGGAAAGUGCCUGCAAGCUGGCAAAAGAUGCAUUUGACCAGGCUAUUAAAGAGCUGGAUAUUCUCCAAGACGAUAACUACAAAGACAGUACCCUCAUAAUGCAGUUGCUUAGAGACAAUCUUACAUUAUGGUCAUCUGAGAGUGCAGCUGAUGAGAGUGAACCUGUUGCAGCUGAGCCUGGAGAAAAUUAGGUGCACUCGAGGCACAAUUCUCCAAACUUUUUACACAUCUCCAUUCCUUACUACACUCAAAUUCCUAUAGUAACAAAAUUUGUCAGUACUGUACUUAUCUAUGUAUGGAAAGCCCCAAGUUUUGUCUUUAUAUACACACCAUUGCUUUAAAAGAAGUCCAUCCCUUGGUUUGUGUUGAUGGUUGUCUGCCUUUCUGGUAUGCAAUUACUGCUGUAGAAGAGUAUAUAGUUUUAACUUUAUAACGUGAGUAACCUCAAAAUAGAGGACAGAUUGUUUUAAUAUUUUAAAUACUUGCAAUGUUUGUAUUGUGAGCAUAUUAAUAAAUUGCUGCAUUAGAACGUAAUUCAGAUUUACUCCAAUACCCCUUUUUUGCUUGCUUCCCAUUGUCAAACCAUUUUCCAAAUUUGCCAAUUUCUAGUUCUUCAAGAUUUGACUUGUGCAUUAAGUACUCUUCAACACUCUUUGAUUUACAAUUGUCAUUAAUUGAAAACUGACAUAGCUGAAGUAAAAUAGUCCUUGCACACCUCUCUAUUCUGCAGGAAGACUGGCCUUGUGUAAACUAGUUACUUUGUGAAAAUAUAAGACUGAAAACAUUUAAAAUACUAUCAAGUUUUUUUUAAAGUACCUUGUGAUUUUGGAAAUCGUGAGUCUUAAUGUUUUUUAAGAAAGAAAUGAAUUCUUUGCCUAUUCAUGUCAUGCUAUUCACUUCUCAACUGUUAUAGAACAUUUCUGCUGAAGUUUAGAAUAUGCUUGUAAAUGAUUAAGUUACGUACAUGACUUUGAAUACACUGGAAUGGGAAAGCAUUGGAUUAUGCCUAGUAAUUUUUUUUUAAGCAUAUUAUUUCUUUGCAAGUUUGUGCAAAUAUAAGGGGAUUUUCAGUGAGAUUUGGACCACUAUAAUUGUUAGUUAUUUUAUCAUAAUCUCCAAAGGCCUUGUGAAAAUGUCAAUGCCCAAUGUAACAUGAAAUAAAUUACAUUUUAUAGACCAUUUUUACUGACU